Molecule: messenger RNA, 1579 nt
Organism: Paecilomyces variotii
Lineage: Eukaryota; Fungi; Ascomycota; Eurotiomycetes; Eurotiales; Thermoascaceae
Product: putative prenyltransferase
Exons: 2
Coding region: 1-1206 (401 amino acids)
Cellular component (GO): endoplasmic reticulum; dehydrodolichyl diphosphate synthase complex; lipid droplet
Molecular function (GO): ditrans,polycis-polyprenyl diphosphate synthase [(2E,6E)-farnesyl diphosphate specific] activity
Source: RefSeq, a predicted model, not a curated record
AUGGCUGCCUCUCUGCAUCUGUCGCAGCUGCGAAAAUGGUUUCUAGCCUCCCCGCCUAUCGAGUUUCUGCUUUCCAACCUCCGGGAACUGUUGAUCGGCGCUGUCAAGCAGGGCCCUGUCCCACAACAUGUUGCAUUUGUGAUGGAUGGGAAUCGAAGAUUUGCUAGGAGUCACCGCAUCGAGACAGUCGAAGGUCACAAUCUGGGGUUUGAAUCACUAGCAAGAAUCCUUGAAGUGUGCUAUAAAAGCGGUGUGAAGGUGGUAACUAUAUACGCAUUCAGUAUCGAGAACUUCAAGCGCUCAAAGUUCGAAGUCGACGCAUUGAUGGAUAUUGCCAAGAUAAAGCUGUCGCAAUUAGCACAGCAUGGAGACCUCCUCGACCGCUACGGAGCUAAGGUUCGGGUCCUGGGUCGACGAGAGAUGCUCAAGCCGGACGUCCUCGCGGCUGUCGACCGGGCUGUUGAACUGACCAGUCGCAACGGAGACCGGAUUCUGAAUAUCUGCUUCCCGUAUACGUCGAGAGACGAAAUUACGUCUGCUAUCCGAGACACCGUUGUCGACUACAGCAAGCCCCUAGAUCCCGUCCGUUCCGCUCAAAGCCCGCGCACUCCCUUCUCAGAGUCUCAUAUUGCAUUCAACAUCCGCGCACAUGCUCUCAAUUCCAAAGGGCAAGAUCAAAAUAGCGACGCUGAAUCCUCUUCAUCCACGUCCUCUCAAGAAGACACCAAGCGCGAUCUCGCCCAAGAGACUAUCUACGAGUCCGCAUCCUCGUUCUCAUCCUCCACGACGCUGCAUCUCGUUUCGGGCCAGCAAGAGGCCAAUUCCGGUAAAGGCUCUGAUUUGGAGACAGCUGUGUAUGUUUCACCAGAGACUAUCACGCCCCAAACUCUUACAGACCAUAUGUUUACCAAGGAUGAUCCGCCGCUGGACCUGCUCAUUCGCACGUCCGGUGUGGAGCGCCUGAGUGAUUUUAUGCUAUGGCAAUGUCACCAGAACACAGAGAUCGUCUUUCUAGAGGUCCUGUGGCCAGAGUUCGAUCUUUGGCACUUCCUGCCUGUUCUGUGGGGCUGGCAGCGACGCAUCACCAAGAUGAGAAAGGGAAAGGCAGAGGUAGAGGAAGGACUCGAGACUGAUCUGUCCGAGGUCUCUGACGACGAUGCGAUCGCAACAGCAGCCAGCAAAGGCUCUAAAAUCAAGGCCCGGUAGCCGUCUAUAGAUGGCAGUUCCCGAGUCCUUGCUUUCCCAUUGCAACAAGUCAAUCGUUUUCGUUUCAUUUUAUAUGUAGCAACGGUGUAUGGGGUUAUGUGGACUUUUUGCUCGCGCAGGUCGGCGGUUUAUCAUUAUUAUUAUCCUUCUCAGCAUCAUCAUACCACUGCUCAAAGCAUCACUGUCAGCAAGACAACAGGGGCAUGAUUUCGUUUGUCUAACUUUUUCAUGUCGGUUCCCAGUAAUAUACUACCAGCAUGUAAAUCGAGAUCUUUUCCCUCCGAAAUCACUUUUAUCUGCUUUGUAGAUAGUCAUUCGGGCGGAUUGCGCCACAAUGAGGAAGCCGACAGUCCAAAAUUGCUAGGCGAACUUA